GCAAUCAGCGGUGUUCCCGCCGUCUGACUCUCUGCGGUAUUCACUUUCAAGGGUCGUUGGCUCGCAAGCAGCACGCAGCAAAUGCUCUUGUGCAGCGGUGCAUAAUGUGAGCUUAGAUUUCCCGACUUUCGGAUGUCUACUUUUAAUGUGUUUUCUUCAACCGCACUCACUCUUUUCCCCUCAAUCACACAUGUUGCUUUAUGUAUGGAUGAGUAAAAGAAAAGCACUUGUGCAUUCAAAUAAUUGUGUUCGUCAUCGCCGUCACUUUGAUGGAUGGAUUUUACAAAUAGCUGAAGCAGGAGGUUGCGAAAAGGCCAUGUUUUUUUAGAUUCUUAAGAAAUCAAACUAUGGAAGCAUUUAUUUGAUUUUCAAAAACGUUUAAAAAGGAUUGGAAACAAACACAACAGGAAGAUUUUGAAAUGAACCAGAUAUCGGGUAGUUGAGUUUCUCAAGGGUACAGAAGAGCAGCCUGUUAUCAAAACGGGUAAAUCUGAGGACGUUCGUCACCGCUUUGAUCACCAGUCAUCCUUCCCCCUUCCUCCAUGAACUCGACGAUGACGAAGAUGAGAUGGUAGACCAGCGUUCUCCUUGUCGAUCACCGGUGCAACCUUGACAGGGAUGUUGAUGUAAUCUGUCGGCUGACAUUUUUUACUUCUCGGCGAGGCAGCCAAGUGACGUCACGUACAUGAAUGAAAGGAAUUAGUUGUAGGCGUAGCCGUGUUGCGCACAUCAACGCACCAUGUGUCUACGCAACCCAAUCACGGGAAGAAGCGUUGGACCUUGCGGGAUGCUGAUACUCGCCACCUUCUACUCUUUCAUCAUCUGCUUCGCCUACUUCUACUACGCUGAGAAGCAGGGGGCCCUGUCACGUGGUAGUUUCCAGCUCAACUCUCGCGUCCCGCAAUGCAACCAUCCCCGCUGCUACGUUUACAGUCCGACCCUGGUCCGACGGUCACAUAGAGAGAGGAACGAGACACUAGAAAAGAGUAGGCAAAAGUUGCUGGUACCCGUCUCAGUACCUGACCAUAGGCCAUUCCAACUACACUGCGACACGUGCUCCCUGGUAACUAGCUCGGGCCAGCUUCUCGGCAAAUCCGCAGGCAAAGACAUUGAUUCUGCAGAAUGUGUGAUCAGGAUGAACGACGCCCCCAUACGAGGCUUCGAGAAAGACGUCGGCCGACGAACAACUGUCCGCGUGGUCGGACACUCUAACUUUCGGACAAUCUUCCAGAACAAGUUACGGACUCAGUACGUGCAUUUCAGGGAUCCUCUGACAAGGGCAGAAAAUGUAGUGAUUGCAUGGUUGUACGCUACGAACAUUUACAAGAACCCUGCGUACCGACUGACCCUCAACUACUCACAGAUGUACAGGAACGUAACGUUUUUUAUGCACACGCUGGCCAUGAUGCAACAUAACAACGAGGCUUUUCAUAAUGAAACGGGUAUAACAAGAACUCAGGCAAAGACAUGGCUUACCACGGGAUGGCAUGCAAUGCUCCUCGCCCUAGACACAUGCGAUGAAAUCAAUGUGUAUGGCAUGGUCUAUGACGAAUACUGCCAAGAUCAUCCUAACGACACAACUCCGUACCACUAUUACUUACAAGAGGAGAACAAGACCCGAUCCGAGUGUGACUACUACAGACGCAGCGAAGAACGCCUCAACAGCGGGCAUCUAUUCGUCACCGAGAAAUACAUCUUCGGACGGUGGGCCCAGAAGCACCGCAUCUCGUUCCACCAUCCCGUUUGGAAACCAAAGGUUUACAACGAGACAAGUCUGGACACGCCAUUUAUGAAACUCUACCGCGAGAAGCGUGUGAAAGCGAAAAAGCUCUCCGCGGCGGAUCACCGCGACGAGAACAGCGAAGGAGACAACGGUGGCGACGCCACGAACCGCGCAGGACCAAAUAAUGGACAGAUAAAAAGGUCGCCCUCUAGCGACGAUAGAAAUAGGCGGAAAGAGAAAGAACCGGAUAUUUUGGAAGAACAGGAUUUUAUGCUUUUUGGAAGAGCGAAUAUGGGGAUUUUCGGAGUAUUCAAGAGGUGAUGGCGACUGCUUUCCUGAAAAACAUACUUGACAAACUAUUUACAGAAUAACAUAUUUGGAUUAUUAUGAAUCUCUAUUGCAUAUCGGUAUAAUUUUAUUAUUGAAAUAAUUGUUAAAAUGAGAAAUGUAUCAUUGUAUAGAAUAUAUUUGUCUAUCCUACAUAUCUUUCUACUGUCAACAUGUUUCGCUUUAUUUAAAGACAAACCCGUUACGAUAUGCAUUGUAAAAACAAACAAAAAAUGUAAACAACUUUUAUCCAAAGACGAUUGAAAAUUUCCAACAUCUUAUGUCAAAUUCUUUGUUUCAGUAAAACGUCUUUUCUUUCUUAAAACACUUCAAAAACAGUUUUCAAUAACAGGGACUAUCAGUUUUUACAAACGAAAAUUAAGAAAUAUGCUUUGGUGGAAAAGCCUGCCUUGGCAAUGAAAACGCUGCUCUCAAUUUAUAGAAUACGAGGAAAUAUUUCGGUUAACACGAUCGCAACUUCUUUCGAAAACUCACCUAAACUGCGAUUUGAAUACCCGAGUGUAUGUCCCAUAGAAAUCAUGUUCAGAUUACGUAAUACGUAUUGUCAUCUUCCUACGUUUCAAUAGGUGACCCACAAGGCUAUCGGUAUUGCCUUUAGUUGAAUUUUCGAAAGUAUUUACGACCAUGAUUGUUACAUUUCUAAGUCUUCCACGUAUUGAAAAGGAGUGCUAUAAAAUGAGGCGAUAUAAUAUAAUUUCACCAAUGCUUAGGGAACCAAUUAUUACUAAUAGCUUUAGUGGGUUAUUUUUUAAACUUCUUUGUGACUAAGAUUAUUUGUUGUUGAUAAUUUAUCAAUUUACUGAUCUCUUUUCACACUUGUAGCUUCUAAUAUGUUUUUGUUACAACUUGGUCCUAAAACUUUGCGUUACAAAAUUGCCAGCAAUAUUAAUGUAAUAUCUCCAUUUAAUUUCCAUAGAAUAAUAUUUUUAUUUGUGUUUAUUCUUCCCUUGUUACUAACGAUUUAUUUCAAUUUUCCUAAACAUGAAAAGAAUAUCUUAUUCAGCCUCUGACUGCCUGUUCAAAAGACUAUAUAUUUCAAAUCAUAAUAAGUUAACCCGAAUGUAAAGUAGGCUCCUAAUAUAAACAACGGAAAUCCUCCAUACACGAGGCAUCCUAAAGAGAUUAUACUUUGACACUUGAAAGUCAGAUUGUCAAAAACUGCUUUACCUAGCUCUAUCCCACCUAUAUACAUCGAUGUAUCAUAAUUGCACUGUUGAGUUGGAAUACAUUUCUAUUACCCCCCCCUUUUUUUUUUUGUUCUCAUGAAAUGACUGUGACCAUAUGAUUUAGUCUUGAUAGAUCAAGUUUAUAUCUUCUAAGAACUUUUUUGAUCAAUCUGUACCAAUCGAUAACAUUCUGAGAAGAUAUAAACUAAACUUGAUCUAUCAAGACCUGAUUGCUGUAUUGUCACGAUAAUUUCAUUAAAAGGGGUAAGGAUAAUUUAUUGCAACUCUAUGGGCAACAGUGGUUAUUCCAUGCAAUGCGAUUUCAAAAUGUGGCUAAUAUAUACCCUGUUCAUGCGUGUACUGUGGGAUUCCAUUUUUGAUAGGUAGAGACCCCGUCUUAAAAGAAGAAUCCUCCGUCGAAAUGUACUUGAAUAUGCAGAAGUAUAGGAUACAUAUUUCAAUCAUUAAUUCAUUUAUUAUGUUAUGUAUAUACAUAUUUUGUAUUCAAUGUUUAUUUACACUUUGCAGGAAAAACUAAAACACAGUGCAAUUACAAUGUGCAGCUACAAGAGACAAAUUAUAUAUAUUUGGUAUGUAGGGGGAAUGUAUUAAUCCCUUUAUGAUUUUUGAACAUUUUAAUGUGUAAUUUAAAGUUGGAACUGAGAAAUUAUGCAAAUAAUAUUGAUGAAUGCUGAAUAUUGUUAUAUAUUUUACUGUUUUCUUAUACCGUAUAAGCAUGAAGUAAUCAAGUUAUGUCAUCAAAUUGUUAGUGCCAGGUUCUAGUUUGCUUUAUUGGGUAGAGUUUGUUCACUAGUAUAUCGUUCACGGUGUGUUUUUCAGUGAAUGCUGACGACUCCAUACAGAACAAAAGGAUUAAUGCUAUUUUCAGGCUUAAAAGAAACAUAUAAUAUUACAAUAGCCUUAACAUAUAAAUAAUGCACACGUUUCAUUCGUAGUAGUCGCUUAAGAUCGGAGUUCCUGUGUAAAAAUGGUGACGCCAGAUUUUAGAUUUUUUUUUCUUGCAGUGGUAAUUGGUUAAAAUCUCAGUAAUGUUUAAGCUUGGUCUCGGGUCUAUAAAUACGAUGAGAUCAGAUUCAGUCAUCGGUAUAAGUUCUUUACUCAUACGCUUGUACACUACUUAAAAUUUGGCUUGUUCAUUAUAACUAUAUAUAUUUUUCAAUUUAGAAAAAAAAAGCUUAGAUAAUUUUUAUACGAUGUUGUACAAAGAAGUCUCGUUUUUCGAGACAUGGAAAAAGAUAAUAAAAUACCAUCUCGAAACUAUA
Messenger RNA from Strongylocentrotus purpuratus (purple sea urchin), 4520 nucleotides. Its product is annotated as alpha-N-acetyl-neuraminyl-2,3-beta-galactosyl-1,3-N-acetyl-galactosaminide alpha-2,6-sialyltransferase. The record is from RefSeq and is a predicted model, not a curated record. Lineage: Eukaryota; Metazoa; Echinodermata; Echinoidea; Camarodonta; Strongylocentrotidae. Gene Ontology annotation, molecular function: sialyltransferase activity. The transcript has 7 exons. The coding region runs from base 740 to 2044 and encodes 434 amino acids.